AUUUACCACAAGUCCGACUGUUACACACCACUUAAUUAACACAGUGAAUAUGAGAAAAUUAUGUCAUCCUUUGUCCAGCACCACAAUAAUGUAAGUAGCUACAAUCCUCAUUCUCACUGAAGUAUUUAGGAAACAACUAACGUUAGGGUCAUGUUGGUUAAUGUAAAAAAAAAAAAAAAAGAAGAACUUUGUGAGAUCUGUUUAGUAAUAAUUAAUGAAGUGGAUAUUGAAAUGUAGUUGAAUUUGUAUGACAGUAGAUUUGAGUCCCAUCUCUGCGUAGCCUGUGGGAGGGGGUGUGGGACCGUUUGUAUUUGCAGCACGCCCGGUGCAUCUGCGGGGUAGCUGUGUUGGGGUAGCUGUGUUAAAGGUCAAAGUGCUGGGAGACACUAGCCGAUCACUCACUGUUCACAUGGGCAACAAAAAUUCUGAACUCAUCAUGAGCGGGCAGAGUGGCUGGCGGGUCUGCGUACCGACAUCCAUACCCACACACGCAGUCAACUGAUUUGUGCAAUCAAUCCAUUUGUGCAGUUAAAUGACUGAACCCUCUUAACUAUAGUAAAUGCGUUAUACCAAUAGCCGGGGCUGGCCCUAAGCGAGCAUAACAUUCUGGCAAAACAUUUUACUUGUUUACUUGACAUUUUUUAGUUUUAAAGUUAAUUUACUGCAAUUCUAUACAUUUUGCCAUUGCUUAUAGAGAAUAUAUUGCAGUUUUAAAGCAAUUCUACAUAUUUCCCAUAGGGCAGAGAAAAUGUUGAAAUUUUCUUAACACAUUUCAUGCAAUUCUACUCAUUUUGCCAUGGGGUGGAGAGAAAUUUGAGUAGUUUUAAAGUGAAUUUCCUGCAAUUCUACACAGUUUACCAUGACUAAUGCUAUGUUAAUAUAAUAUCUGAGUGAGAGUGACAAACAAAAUGAUUGGGGGCCUCCUGGAGGUUAAGGCCCCUGGGCACGUGCCCUCUGUUCCUGGUUGGUAUUCGGCCAUGAUUACUACGUUUAGAUAGCUGACUAGACUCAUUUACUGCUCAAAAAAGUGUUAGCAGACAUGGCUAAUUGAGUGACUGUCAGUGACUGACAUAUCAAGAUAAAACCUGCUGAUGCACAACCAAACUUCGAAAUUGUGUCUUGUGUAUUCUAACUCUCAGCAGUCAUUUUAAUUUUUUGGGGGUCGGGGCCCUUUUUUGGAAAUUGAUCCGCAAGCCUACAAAAGGCCCAGUUGCCCAUCCCUGAUUUACAUAUUUUGUUAGUAUUGGUAGACAAGUAAAUCAAUAGAAGAAUCAAUUGUGUUAGGUAUCUAAAUAUUUACUGAAGUGUGUAUAGAGAAAAGCUACUGAUACAGUAUGAACAUUGUGUUUAUUAACCAGCUGAAGAAUAAUGACAGUUGUUCCAAUCAUCAUUUUUUUUUGUUUCUUUAUGGACAGAAAAGUCAUUGACAAAAAUCAUUUCAUAUUUCACUUUAAGCAUUUGAUAUUUUGUAAUAUAAAAUUUCAACCCAUGUCCAAUGAGCUUAUGUGUCCUCGGAGUCAGAGAAAGGAUAAUUAUGAAUCACAGGGAAUAAGUACAUGACAUUAUGAUGAGAUACAUUGAGUAUAACAAACAUUCGGAACACCUUUCUAAUAUUGAAUUGCACCCCCUCUUUUGCCCUCAGAACCAUAGCCGCGGGAAGUAGGGGUGCUGAGGGUGCUGCAGCGCCGGCUGAAAAUCGGAAUAAAACAUAUACAGUGGGGAGAACAAGUAUUUGAUACACUGCCGAUUUUGCAGGUUUUCCUACUUACAAAGCAUGUAGAGGUCUGUAAUUUUUAUCAUAGGUACACUUCAACUGUGAGAGACGGAAUCUAAAACAAAAAUCCAGAAAAUCACAUUGUAUGAUUUUUAAGUAAUUAAUUUGCAUUUUAUUGCAUGACAUAAGUAUUUGAUACAUCAGAAAAGCAGAACUUAAUAUUUGGUACAGAAACCUUUGUUUGCAAUACAGAGAUCAUACGUUUCCUGUAGGUCUUGACCAGGUUUGCACACACUGCAGCAGGGAUUUUGGCCCACUCCUCCAUACAGACCUUCUCCAGAUUCUUCAGGUUUCGGGGCUGUCGCUGGGCAAUACGGACUUUCAGCUCCCUCCAAAGAUUUUCUAUUGGGUUCAGGUCUGGAGACUGGCUAGGCCACUCCAGGACCUUGAGAUGCUUCUUACGGAGCCACUCCUUAGUUGCCCUGGCUGUGUGUUUCGGGUCAUUGUCAUGCUGGAAGACCCAGCCACGACCCAUCUUCAAUGCUUUUACUGAGGGAAGGAGGUUGUUGGCCAAGAUCUCGCGAUACAUGGCCCCAUCCAUCCUCCCCUCAACACGGUGCAGUCGUCCUGUCCCCUUUGCAGACAAGCAUCCCCAGAGAAUGAUGUUUCCACCUCCAUGAUUCACGGUUGGGAGGGUGUUCUUGCGAUUGUACUCAUCCAACUUCUUCCUCCAAACAUGGCGAGUGGAGUUUAGACCAAAAAGCUAUAUUUUUGUCUCAUCAGACCACAUGACCUUCUCCCAUUCCUCCUCUGGAUCAUCCAGAUGGUCAUUGGCAAACUUCAGACGGGCCUGGACAUGCGCUGGCUUGAGCAGGGGGACCUUGCGUGCACUGCAGGAUUUUAAUCCAUGACGACGUAGUGUGUUACUAAUGGUUUUGUUGGAGACUGUGGUCCCAGCUCUCUUCAGGUCAUUGACCAGGUCCUGCCGUGUAGUUCUGGGCUGAUCCCUCACCUUUCUCAUGAUCAUUGAUGCCCCACGAGGUGAGAUCUUGCAUGGAGCCCCAGACCGAGGGUGAUUGACCGUCAUCUUGAACUUCUUCCAUUUUCUAAUAAUUGUGCCAACAGUUGUUGCCUUCUCACCAAGCUGCUUGCCUAUUGUCCUGUAGCCCAUCCCAGCCUUGUGCAGGUCUACAAUUGUAUCCCUGAUGUCCUUACACAGCUCUCUGGUCUUGGCCAUUGUGGAGAGGUUGGAGUCUGUUUGAUUGAGUGUGUGGACAGGUGUCUUUUAUACAGGUAACGAGUUCAAACAGGUGCAGUUAAUACAGGUAAUGAGUGGAGAACAGGAGGGCUUCUUAAAGAAAAACUAACAGGUCUGUGAGAGCCGGAAUUCUUACUGGUUGGUAGGUGAUCAAAUACUUAUGUCAUGCAAUAAAAUGCAAAUUAAUUACUUAAAAAUCAUACAAUGUGAUUUUCUGGAUCUUUGUUUUAGAUUCCGUCUCUCACAGUUGAAGUGUACCUAUGAUAAAAAUUACAGACCUCUACAUGGUUUGUAAGUAGGAAAACCUGCAAAAUCGGCAGUGUAUCAAAUACUUGUUCUCCCCACUGUAUAUAUAUAUUUUACCACAAAAGUAGUGCACUAGGCCUUAAUAGUCCUGUAUCGGGUAUGCUGGCCCAUGUUGCCUCCAAUGCUUCCCACAAUUGUGUCAAGUUGGCUGGAUGUCCAUUGGGUGGGGGACCAUUCUUGAUACACAUGGGAAACUGUUGAGCGUAAAAAAAACAGCAGCGUUGCAUUUCUUGACACAAACCGGUGCACCUGGCACCUUCUACCAUACCCCAUUAAAAGGCACUGACAUAUUUUGUCUUCCCCACUCACCCUCUGAAUGGCACACAUACACAAUCCAUGUCUCAAAUGUCUCAAUGCUUAAAAAUCCUUAUUUAACCUGUCUCCUCCCCUUCAUCUACACUGAAUGAAGUGGAUUUAACAAGUGACAUUAAUAAGGGAUCAUAGCUUUCACUUGGAUUCACCUGGUCAGUCAAUGUCAAGGAAAGAGCAGGUGCUCUUAAUGUUUUGUACACUCAGUGGAUAUUCCUUUAUCUGUUAACAGAGUGACACCAUGGAAGUUGAUGAGCUGUACUACCCUGGCAGUCAGAACCAGGAAGAGUCCCAGUGUCACCCUAUGGCCAUGGGAGACAUGGAGGCGGUGGAGGCUCUUAUGUUCAUGAACAGCCACAGGAAAGCCAGGACUUCCAGGAGUUUCAAGCACAGAGAGUUCCGACCUCUGACCCCUUCCUCUGACUUCUCAGAGGAUGACUCUCGUCUCUCACUUGACCCGUCUGAGGUCCGAGAGUCUCUGGUAAAUUUCCUGUGUUACUUGUGUGUGUUCUCUCAAGUUCUGUCACAUACAUUCACCGUGAUAAUCCUCCAUACUAAGUGAAAUAUAAUAAAUAUAAUCUCACAAUGUAGAGAUUAUAUCGUUUCGUAACCAUUUCCUUGUUUUUUUUUGCCCUCCGUCUCAGUGUAUGACCCCACCAUACAGCCCGCCAAACUCUGAGGCCAUUUACAGUCAUCCUUCUCCAGAGACAGUGCUGCAGCAUCCAGUGGCAGUACAGACCUCCUGGUGCCAGAGCCAUAACCCACGGCCAGAACAGCAGGGCUUGACACAGACAGUCAGCCAGCCCCGAUCACAGGCCACCAGUGUGAUCCGUCACACUGCAGAUGCACAGCACUGCAGCUGGAGCAUCUGUCCAGCCGCCCCCCUGCAGCACAGACUACCCCAACCCCGGCCCCAUCAGCCCCAGCCAAGCCCAGACAGCACCAACAACCCCCUGGCAGAUAGGCUAUCUGACAGGGACUCCAAAGGGAACAUGACACCCCUUGACUCCUAUGCUGCACCGGCUGCCACCCAGGCUCCGGUAACUGUGACUCUGCCAGCCUCUGUUGGUAAAUUCCACCAGCCUACAUCGGUGUCCCCUGUCAACUGUGGGGUUUCUCCUUCUCCUGUUCCGGUUUACUGCCAGAUACUACCUGCUGUGCCUACUGCAGCGAACAGUCAUAUUCCAAUGGUCACCACCACCAGUCACCAACAACAGUCAGUAGCAGUUGAUCCUCCUUCAGUCUUCUUCAUGGGUGACCAGGUGACAAAGGGCCCUAUCAUCUUCUUGGUUCCCCGGCCAGUUGUCCCGAUCCAGCCGUCAGUGCUGACCCCUGGUGGCACCAAGCUGCCAGCCAUCGCCCCAGCGCCAGGCUUCACCUCAGUGGUCCAGCGGAGCAGCCCGCAGCCCGCUGAGGUGUCCAGAGUCCGCAGCCAUAUCUGCCCCCACGAGGACUGUGGCAAGACCUACUUUAAGAGCUCCCACCUCAAGGCCCACAUGAGGACUCACACAGGUAAGACAGGGCUGGUGGGGAGUCAGGUUUAAAUGUUACAAGUUCAGGUAGUUGCCUUUUUCUUUACAAGUAACACAAGCAUUACAUAUUGUAGAAAUAACAACAGAGGUUAUCUCAGGUUUUUGUAAAGUUAGUGUUAUUUUCUUUGGCCUCCUCUUGCUACUUUAAUGGUGCUGUAAUUGCACAAAAGCCACAAUGUUCAAAGACCUCCUUACAUGGCGUAAUAACAAGGUCAGGUAAUCCCCCCUCUUGGCCUGUAUGGCUGACUGUGUGUUUUUGUGUAACACUAGUCUUUCCUCUAUGUGUUCUGUUCAGGUGAGAAACCUUUCAAGUGUAGGUGGGAAGGCUGUGAGAGACGCUUCGCCCGGUCCGACGAGCUAUCACGCCACCGUAGAACCCACACGGGAGAGAAGCGCUUCGCCUGCCCCAUGUGCCACAGCCGCUUCAUGCGUAGUGACCACCUGGCCAAGCACGCCCGUCGACACCUAGCCACCAAGCAGGUGGGAGUCCGUCACAGCGGUGAUGUUACACAUGCAGUGUUUUUGGCACCGUUCCUUCGUUCUCUGCCCUGAACAAACUGUUGCCUUAAAGACACUGUAGAAUAAGCUGGUUCUUCAUUAAAUAGGAAGGAACUCAUUCACUGUGAUACUGCUCACUGAAGACUUCAAUGCACAUCAAUGCAAUUAAUUACAUGUUGAAUUCUUAUAGAACUAUAGAAUUGUUAGACGUGUUUACAGUUUCUUGACUUACAAUUUCAUAUUUCAUUCAGGUCCACUUGAGAGAUUAUGUUGUUAUUAGCGUUUCAAUGUGUGAUGAAUGAUAGCAGGGUUUUACUCCUUUACAUUGAGUUUGAUGAACUCUUACUUGUUGAAGAUUAUGAAAAUAUUAUUGUUUA
Molecule: messenger RNA, 5994 nt
Organism: Coregonus sp. 'balchen'
Lineage: Eukaryota; Metazoa; Chordata; Actinopteri; Salmoniformes; Salmonidae
Source: the annotation of a GenBank genome assembly